Molecule: messenger RNA, 2898 nt
Organism: Onychomys torridus (southern grasshopper mouse)
Lineage: Eukaryota; Metazoa; Chordata; Mammalia; Rodentia; Cricetidae
Gene: Anpep
Product: alanyl aminopeptidase, membrane
Exons: 18
Coding region: 1-2529 (842 amino acids)
Biological process (GO): peptide catabolic process; proteolysis
Cellular component (GO): cytoplasm
Molecular function (GO): metalloaminopeptidase activity; peptide binding; zinc ion binding
Source: RefSeq, a predicted model, not a curated record
AUGGUGGACGCAGCCGGGGGUCGAGGGGAUCCUGGAUGGCUGGGGCACAGAGGACUGGGGACAGUGCGAGUGGAACCGAGGGCACGCGCCGGCCCGGGGGAAGUCACAGCACAAAGCCACAAGUUUCUGCUCCGCAGUCCCGCCCAGCCCGGUUUAGAGCGAGCGGUGCCCCGAGCCCCGGGCCCCAGCCUCUGUGAGGCAGCGGGAACUAGACUUUUAUCCUCAUUUUGCUACCUGGACUCCUGGAGCCCAGCCUACCCCAUCCACUGGCAUCCUUCCUGGAAGCGCGCCAAGUCAGAGGUGGCUGAUUCUGCGCGCGCGGUGCCCUGCUGGGAGCGGCGCCGGUGGCAACCCGAACUUGUUCUGCGGAGGAGUCUUUCCAAGCAGGGUACCUCCAAUAACCUCCCGUCCUGGAGGGGACCUCCAGCUCACUGGAUCCUGGGACUCCUACCCACUCUCCUUAGGAUCCCAGAGGAUCCCAAACCUGACCUCUUCUCUCUCAUUGUGCAGAUUCGAAUCUGGGCUCGGCCCAGUGCCAUUGCUCAGGGCCAUGGUGAUUACGCCCUCAACAAGACAGGCCCCAUCUUAAGCUUCUUCGCCCAACAUUAUAAUACAGCCUACCCUCUAGAAAAGUCUGACCAGAUUGCCCUGCCUGACUUCAAUGCUGGAGCCAUGGAGAAUUGGGGUCUUGUGACCUACCGUGAGAGCGCCCUGCUCUUUGAUCCUGAGUCCUCCUCCAUCGGCAACAAGGAGCGGGUGGUCACUGUGAUUGCUCAUGAGCUGGCCCAUCAGUGGUUCGGAAACCUGGUGACGGUGGCCUGGUGGAAUGACCUGUGGCUGAACGAAGGCUUUGCCUCCUAUGUGGAAUAUCUGGGUGCUGAUUUUGCAGAGCCCACCUGGAAUCUGAAAGACCUCAUAGUGCAGAAUGAAUUAUAUCGUGUGAUGGCCGUGGAUGCACUCGCCUCCUCCCACCCCUUGUCCAGCCCUGCCAAUGAGGUCAACACGCCGGCCCAGAUCAGUGAGCUUUUCGACAGCAUCAGCUAUAGCAAGGGAGCCUCAGUCAUUAGGAUGCUCUCCAGCUUCCUGACCGAGGACCUGUUCAAGAAGGGCCUUUCAUCUUAUCUCAAUGCCUUCAAAUACUCGAACACCGUUUAUCUGGACCUGUGGGAACACCUGCAGAUAGCCGUGAACAACCAGUCAGAAGUCAGACUCCCGAAAUCCGUGCGCGACAUCAUGGACCGCUGGACCCUACAGAUGGGCUUUCCCGUUAUCACUGUGAAUACCAGUACAGGAGACAUCUCCCAGGAACACUUCCUUCUUGACCCCGAUGCCACUGUCACCCGGCCCUCAGAAUUUAACUACUCCUGGAUCGUGCCCAUUCCGUAUCUCAAAAGUGGACAACAGCAGCAGGAGGGUUACUACUGGCUGGAAAACCAGAAAGCCCAGAAUGACAGCUUCAAGACCUCUGCGGACAAUGAGUGGGUCUUGCUGAACCUUAAUGUGACAGGCUAUUACCAGGUCAACUAUGAUACAGGCAACUGGCAGAAGAUUCAGAAUCAGCUGCAGGAAGACCUUUCUGCCAUCCCCGUUAUCAAUCGUGCGCAGAUUAUCUAUGACUCCUUCAACCUGGCCAGUGCUCGAAAGAUACCCAUCACUCUGGCACUGAGCAACACCCUCUUCCUGUACAACGAAACGGAAUACAUGCCCUGGGAAGCCGCCCUGAGCAGCCUUAACUACUUAAAGCUCAUGUUCGAUCGCUCCGAGGUCUAUGGCCCCAUGAUGAGUUACCUGAAGAAGCAAGUCCGGCCCCUCUUCACUUACUUCAAAAAUCAAACCAACAACUGGACCGUUCGCCCACCAACACUGAUGGAACAGUACAAUGAAGUUAACGCCAUCAGCACCGCCUGUUCCAGUGGUAUCAAAGAGUGUAAGGACCUGGUUUCUCAGCUUUAUAGUCAGUGGAUGAACAACCCUAAUGUUAACCUGAUCCACCCCAACCUUCGGUCUACUGUCUACUGCAACGCCAUUUCUUUCGGCGGCGAGGAGGAGUGGAACUUUGCCUGGGAACAGUUCCGGAAGGCCACUCUGGUAAAUGAGGCAGACAAGCUCCGAGCGGCCCUGGCUUGCAGCAAAGACGUGUGGAUUCUGAACAGGUACCUGAGCUACACUCUGAAUUCUGAGUACAUCCGGAGGCAGGAUGCCACCUCCACCAUCACCAGCAUUGCCAGCAAUGUGGUUGGGCAGCCUCUGGUUUGGGACUUUGUCCGAAGCAACUGGAAGAAGCUCUUUGAGGAUUUCGGAGGAGGCUCUUUCUCCUUUGCCAAUCUCAUCCAGGGAGUGACACGGCGCUUUUCCUCUGAAUUCGAGCUGCAGCAGCUGAAGCAGUUCAAGGCAGAAAACCAACAGACAGGCUUUGGCUCGGGCACUCGGGCUCUGGAGCAAGCUCUGGAGAAGACGGAAGCCAACAUUAAGUGGGUGAAGGAGAACAAGGAGGCAGUCCUCAAGUGGUUCACACAAAACAGCCAGUAGACCCUGGUCCUGAGAACCACUUGGCCCCAUGUGACACCAUGACUAUCUCGGCAGCCUGUGCAGGGUCUCUGUCCUCAGAGCUACAGACACCGGCAUCCUACCCUCAAGGACCCCGUGAGCCAGCCUAACUCCAGCACCCCCCAGCCCUUGCCCCUCAUGCCAACUCUGCCCCAGGCCCAGGCCUCUGGGGCUGAUCUCAGGGAAGUCCAGCUCUGAGGCCAGAUUAAGAAGACUUCACUGGACAAAGGGCAGCCCAGAUAGAGUCACCCUGCACACUUUACCACUGUCCCCCACAAGACCCAGAACCAAAGAAUCAACAGGGUGUAGUGGAUAGCCAUCCCAGCAUUGGCCUGGAAGUUCCAACCUCCA